This is a messenger RNA of Cherax quadricarinatus, 1622 nucleotides long. The record is from RefSeq and is a predicted model, not a curated record. Lineage: Eukaryota; Metazoa; Arthropoda; Malacostraca; Decapoda; Parastacidae.
CUUGAGAGACUCCAAGAAGCCAAUCUUGUACGAACAGUGAUAAGCCAGGUUGUCUUAUCGUAGCUAUCAGUGACUUUCACAGCAGCUGAGUCCAGUAGUGCUCCGUCCUCUCACCGUCUCCAGUCCCGCUUCGUCGCUUACAUAUAUCUCAAAUAGAUGAACGAGAGAGAGAGGAAGAAGAAAGGAUGGAAGUGGGGAAAAUGGGGAAGAUGGUUGGUAAGGGUGAAGGAAGAGGAUAACGGAGAGGAUGUAAGAACGGUAAACAAUCCCCUCCUGGUCCCCGCUGCUGCCAUCGACGUGCUGUUAACAGCAGUUUUCUGUGCCCUCAACUACUGUUUUAGGUAUGACCCUGAAUUGCGAGAGAAGUGCAGCAUGGUGAGUUGGUCAGGGGUGAGGCUGCAGUGUACUUCUCUGUCUAGCCUGGCCUAUCCUCACUACGUCCACGAGACCUUCACCAGUGCAGCGUCCUUCUCUCUUCCAGACUCCGUUUUCUUCAGCUGUGCUAUCGUUGUGCCUUCUUGCUUGGUGGUCCUUGUGGAGAUUGUGAGGGCACGGUUUCCGAGGCGAAGAGUCAAGCUUGUAGAAAGCUAUGGUUUCGUUUUUCCUCUCUACGUCAGAAGAAUUCCUCGCUUCCUCUGUGCCUUUCUUCUGGGGGGCUCAGCCACCGGGGUGCUGGUGUCGGUGAUGAAGCUGGGGAUGGCGUCUCCCAGGCCUCACCUGCUAGCAAUAUGUAACUACAGUGGCGUCGACCUCAGCAGCAAAUGUUCUGAAGACCUCGUCUGGUCCCCCAACGAUGUGUGCCAAGGAGACCAAAGGGAAAUGCACGAGGCUCUCAGGUCCUUUCCCUCCUAUCACGCAGCCCUCGCUGUCUAUUGCGGAGUGUGGACGUGGGUGUACUUUGCUAGGAUGGCGAGAGUAUCAGGCAUGUAUGGCAGCUCCUUCCUUACUGUGGGUGGUGUGUUGGUCAUGACAUCAAUAGGAGCCACCCACGGCUACCUCACUUACCAGUCAUCCUCUACUGACAUCAUCGCUGGCGGCCUCAUUGGUGCUGUUGCUGCACUUUAUGUGGUGUACAGCAUACUCAACCGGUUCAAGGAGCGAAGGUGGCGCGUCAGGAUGGGGACUCAGAAAGGUGUUCCUGACCACUGCAACCUUCUGCCGCUGGCUCCUCUCAAAGGUACUCCACCGCCACUCCAACAGGUGAAUGACAGAGUGAAUGUUGGGGAGGAUUCCGAGUCCGAGUCCGAGUCCGAUUCAGAGUACGAAGGAGCCAGUACGACAACCUGGCUCUCACCAGCGACGCCUUCCCCUUCAUUCCUCGUGCAACCACCUUCACCAGGGUACUCCGUACCUGUACCCAUGCCCCAGGCCCCGGUAUACCAGCCGUCGAGGACCCUGCGUCACAACCAGGCACAGAGCAACCUUCUCUUCGCCUACAAGAGCUCCGACACUGACACGCUACCUCGGGCCAGGACGGAGACGUCAUCCUACUUCUAACAGAGAGAAUGAUCCUGGUCAUCCACCUUCUACACGCUGUUUGAGUUGCGCUGUGCAGUUAUACUUACUGGGAACUCUUAAAAUAUUCACACCUUUUUAUUUAAUAUAUAUAUAUAUAUAUAUAU